This is a messenger RNA of Macrobrachium nipponense, 9971 nucleotides long. It is a transcript of the gene l(3)80Fj, whose product is annotated as stalled ribosome sensor GCN1-like. Gene Ontology annotation, molecular function: protein kinase regulator activity. Gene Ontology annotation, biological process: regulation of translation; cellular response to amino acid starvation. The record is from RefSeq and is a predicted model, not a curated record. The transcript has 44 exons. The coding region runs from base 103 to 8085 and encodes 2660 amino acids. NCBI's taxonomy places the organism in Eukaryota, Metazoa, Arthropoda, Malacostraca, Decapoda, Palaemonidae. Gene Ontology annotation, cellular component: cytosol.
UGAACUAAUAGUGAUUAUACUGCAUGUCGCACAUGAAACAAAAGUUGAGAGCUAAUACUAAUAGAAGCUGUCUCAUCCUGUCCUGUCUCUCCAGUUGACAACAUGGGCGAUACUGAGGUAAUUGAGAAGCUGAAAGGCCUCCCACAACUGUUAGGCUCCACGCAUCGAGCGAGUAGGACUGCCGGUAUCAACACUGUACUUGAGGUUGUCAACAGAGAUGAACUACCAGAGUUGGUUGUGAAAGGUGUGUCCAGACUGGUGGUACAGGUUGUACAAAGUUAUACCGAUAACUCUUCAAAGAGCAAGUUACGAGAUGUCAUUGUUAAAUUGGCCAAGAAGCACCCAGCUUCCAUCUCUGCACUUGCUGCUGCUUUUGCAUUUCAUGCCCAGCCUCAUGCAAAUGCUCCACAUUCCUCCCGUGCACUUGCUCGGAUUCAUUGCUAUCCAGCAGAAUUGGCAGCCAGAAUCUGGUGCAUAGCUGUAACAUCACAGUAUCCUAUUGGCUCUAAAGAAGCAAUGGCUUUGACUGAAGCAAUGGCCAUCCAUUUUACUUUGACUGUAGCAGCAAAGGAUGCCAUAUUAACCAGGAGAAUGGAUAAUGCAUUGAAAUCAUUAUUGAAAGACGAGAAGAUCCUUAAGGAAGUGUGCCAGUCUGUUGUCAGUGGGGAAGUAACCCUUCAUUGUAUGAUUCUUGGUGGUCAUUUGCUGCAGAAAAUGACUGAAGGUAAAUGUUCCCCACCAUUGGAAAACUUUAAGCAGGCUUUAACAGAAGCUUAUGUCAAGCAUAUUCUGCAGUCUAAAAUAAAGCCCAGACCUUUUGCACUGGAACAGACACGCCCACUUCUUCGCCAGCUGUCUCAUGAAGAUUUCUCAGAGAUACUACUACCAGCAGCCAAAAAAUUCUUAUUAAGAAACCCAGAGGUCAUCCUGUGUGCUGUAUCCCAUUUGUGUUCUGGACUUAAUCUUGACCUUAGUAAAUAUGUAACUGAAAUUAUCAAGACUCUUGCAAGCCCACUACAUGCAAAGGAGGACCAAGUGCGUGAUGAUACUGUUGAGGUGUGUCGCCAACUUGCCAAGCAGUGUAGUGAUGCCUCUGCAAUAGACACAUUUAUUAAACUUCUCUUCGACGUAUUUUUUGGGUCUGAUGGAAAGCUCACUGUAACUACACAUAAAAUGUCUGUUUUGCAGGGUAUUGAAGCUGUGAGUGAACACAGUGUUACAGGUAGUAGUGCAUAUGGAUUAUCUGUCACUGUAGUUGAGAAGAUGGUUAAAGUUCUGGAGACUGAGAGCCAUGAGGGCUCUCUUAUUCAAGCUCUCUCUGCUCUUACAGCAUGGUCAUCAAAAUUUACAAAUGACAUCCCUCAGAAACUUUUAGAUUUCAUUCCUAAGGGUAUGUCUUUGAAGACAUCAACCACUGCUGUUAGAGCAGCCUAUGUCCGUUGUCUACAGGGCUGCAUUACCCCAUCCAAUGCCCAUAAAGCUGCUGCUUUAAUUCCAAGUCUUCUUAGUAGUGUAGAGAAAGCCCUGACCCAGAGUACACAGAUUCCAAUGUUGAUGGAAGCUUUGACAUCCUCUGUGUUGCUUUUAAAACUUGGUUCAGCAGAUGUUUCUCUUGAAGAAAAAGUUGCUCCAGUGUGGAACACAGCUCUUGACCUUCAGAAAGGACAUUUCACUGGAGACAGGUUUUUCACACAAUCAUCAGAAGAUGGUUUAUUGCAGUUAGUAACUUGGUCUGAGCUACUCUUAUCACAGCAUGCAGGACGAUUAGGUAAUGAAGCUGCCAGUGUACAACAGGCACUGGUUUGGUGUCUUGUAUGUCCACAUUCCAAAGUUAGAAUAGCAGCUCAGGCAUCAGCUAAGAAACUUGUGUCUUCGUUAGGUGGAGCAAAACUAGCAUCUGAGAUGCUGAUAUCCUUGGCAAAUAUGAUGCAGUUAUGCAAAGUUCAAAAAACCGAUGAUCAAGAUGGCGGGGGUGGAAGUGGAGUAGGAGAGCUGAGCCCUGCUGGGGUGGCUCAAGCUCUCAUUGUCAUUUGUUCACCCAGCAACAUUGACCAGCAGCAGAAGGAGAAUUUAGCUGUGCAAGCACUGUAUUGUGCUUUCCACCCGUCAUUAGCACUUGAGAUGCCCAAUUUGUGGGAGCAGGUCUGUAGAUAUCAAGGCCUGAAUGCUUCGCAUGUCAUUUCAUCCCAGAAGGAGAAAUUAGUCCAACAGUUUACCACAGACUAUAAACCAUCAUGUCUUAAUGAACAGGUCUUAUCAGGACUAAGCCGACUUGGUAGUAAAUUCAUCCUGCCUUCAGUUAUAGCCUUUAUUGUGAAGAAACUUAACGACCCUAGGCUAGUGCAAAUAACUGAAGAGGAGUAUGCCAUUUUCUUAACACCCAAAGGCACCUUGUAUAACCAGUCAGUGGUUGAAAAAGCCUUUGAGGACCACUUGAACUUGAAGAAUGUUAAAAAGUCAAACAAAGUCUAUAGUCACAAAGAGCAGCUUUUGAUGUUGGAAGAGAAAAAGAAAGACUUGGAAAAAAGAAGGAAAGAAGGGACAUUGGAACUAACACCAAAACAGAAGGAGGUGUUUAAAGCACAAAUGGAUAAAGAAAAUGCAAUCAGAGACAGAAUUGAAGAACUUUCCCGUGAAGUGAACAUUGCCGUGUCACUAUUAGAGGCUGCUGUUGUUGGAAAUGUUGAUGGUCUCGGCCCAUAUUUUACAGAAUUAAUACCAGUCUUGACUUGGGCACUUUCCUCUCCUCUUGUUGCUCAACAGAUGUGCAACUUAUUUGUCAGUUUAAGGAAAUCAGUAUUUGAUGAUGAGGAUGAUGUGUUUGCGUACACUUUGGCUCGCACAACUGUUAGACUUUGUGAACCAGCCAUGAGCAUACCUCAGGAUUGGAUUGGAGAACCCAUUGAAAAAGCUGCCAUCAGAACACUGAAGAUGCUUCACACACUGACUGUUCCCAAAAAGGGAGCAAGAGAUGAUGAUGUAGAAAAAUAUUUUUGUGCACCUGGAUUUGUUUACUGCUUUCCAUUUUUGGAGUGGGUCUUGAGCAAGAGACUUGGAGGUACAGAUAUGUUUGAAACUGUUGCUGGUCAGGCUUUACAGAUUAUAAGUGAGCACAUGGCAAUGCGAGGUGCUGAUGAGGAAGAUUUAUACCAUCCUCGUUUCCUACCAUGCAAAAGAUUGCUUUCUCUUGUCAUCAGUGUGAUAAGCAGCAGCACAGGCAGAACCCAGCAGACAGCUUGUGCAGUUUUGCAAGAUGUGUGCCGAUGUGGUUCAGGGGAAAUUGGUUGUAACACAGCUACACCAGAAGAGAUCAACGUUCUUUUGGACAAACUUCAAGCUCCUGCAGUAUCAGUCAGGGAUGCUGCUUUGAGGGGUUUACUUGUACUAGUUAAGUCUCUUCCUAAACCUGAGACUGACAAUGAAAGCUGGCUACGGGUAGCUCACAGGCUUUGGGUUGCCAAGUAUGAUGUAUCUGAGGAUGUAGCAGGACUUGCUGAACAAUUGUGGAAUGAUGCAAAGAUGGAGGCUGAUGAAGCUAUGAACCAGGGGAUUCUUGAAGAUCUUGUACACCCAGUUGAUGAUGUCCGUGCUGCGGGUGCUGCAGCUUUGGCUGCUUUAGCCAAGGAUUACCCUGAUUUUGUAGCUCCUGUUACCUUACAACUGAUUGAAAUCUUCAAGUCCAAGUUGGAGAUGACUCCAGCUGUACGAGAUCAGUAUGAUCGCAUUGUGUCUGAAGCAAUUGAUCUCUGGGAAGGAAGAGAAGGUGUAGCUUUGGCUAUUAAGCAAUUGGCUCCUCUUUUAGAUGCUGAGACAGCAGUUACCCUUGCUAAUUUCUUUGUACCAGAUGCUCUUGGUGACCGUAAUCCAGAAGUGAGAAACAAAAUGUUGGAUGCUGCCAUGGCGGUUGUUAACUCUCAUGGAAAAGAAACUGUGAACAGUCUUCUACCAGUAUUUGAAAAGUUCCUAAAUACAGCUCCCAAUCACGCCAGUUAUGAUGCUGUACGCCAGAGUGUGAUAAUUUUGAUGGGAUCUCUGGCGAAGCAUUUAGAUCCAACUGAUCCAAAGAUCAAGCCCAUUGUGGCAAAACUGGUAGAAGCCCUUCAUACACCAUCACAGCAGGUACAAGAAGCUGUGGCAAACUGUUUGUAUCCCCUGGUAUCUGCAAUACGAGAUGAUUGUCCAAAAAUGGUUACCAAACUCAUGAAAGUACUACUUGACUCUGAAAAUUAUGGAGAGCGCAAGGGUGCCUCAUAUGGUCUUGCUUCUUUGGUUAAGGGUAUGGGUAUUCUGGCUCUCAAGCAGCUGGACAUCAUGACCCAGUUGACAACAGCUAUUCAGGACAAGAAGAAUUACAGAAAUCGAGAAGGUGCUUUAUUUGCUCUUGAGCAGCUGUGUAACAUGUUGGGGAAACUGUUUGAACCCUACAUUGUUCACAUACUCCCACAUUUACUCUUAUGCUUUGGAGAUACAAACCAGUAUGUACGGGAAGCAACAGAUGACACAGCUAAGGCAGUUAUGAGUAAACUCUCAGCCCAUGGUGUUAAGUUAGUGCUGCCGUCUCUUCUUUCUGCACUGGAAGAAGAUUCUUGGAGGACUAAAACUGGUUCUGUAGAAUUACUGGGUAAUAUGGCUUAUUGUGCUCCCAAACAACUAUCUUCGUGCCUUCCAUCUAUUGUGCCUCGACUGAUAGAAGUAUUAAGUGAUUCUCAUAUGAAGGUACAGAAAGCAGGAUCUCAAGCUCUCAAGUUAAUUGGGUCUGUUAUUAGGAACCCGGAAAUUCAAGCAAUUGUACCUGUGUUAUUAGCGGCCCUUCAAGAUCCUACAAAGAAUACCUCAAACUGCCUCCAGACUCUUUUAGAAACUAAAUUUGUUCACUUCAUUGAUGCUCCAUCUCUUGCCUUGAUCAUGCCUGUUGUGCAACGAGCGUUUCAGGAUCGUUCCACUGAGGUUCGUAAAAUGGCUGCGCAAAUUAUUGGGAAUAUGUACUCUCUCACAGACCAAAAGGACUUGCAGCCGUAUCUACCUGCCAUCAUUCCAGGUCUCAAAGCUUCUCUUCUGGAUCCUGUUCCCAAAGUCCGCUCUGUAUCAUCCCGGGCAUUGGGAGCUAUGGUGAAAGGCAUGGGCGAGUCUAGCUUUGAUGAUCUGCUACCUUGGCUUAUGCAGACCCUUACAUCUGAAUCCUCAAGUGUUGACCGUUCUGGUGCUGCUCAAGGCUUGGCAGAGGUUGUUGGAGGUUUGGGACCUGAGAAACUCCAUCGUCUAAUGCCAGACAUAAUUGCCACAGCUGAACGUUCUGACAUUGCUCCCCAUGUUAAAGAUGGCUAUAUCAUGAUGUUCAUCUUUUUGCCUACUGUGUUCCAAGAUGAAUUCACUCCUUAUAUUGGACAGAUCAUUCCUCCAAUAUUGAAGGCUCUUGCAGAUGAAAAUGAGUUUGUCCGAGAAACUGCCCUGAAAGCAGGUCAACGUAUAGUGAAUACUUAUGCAGAAUCUGCAAUUACUCUACUUUUACCAGAAUUAGAAGCUGGUCUGUUUCAUGACAAUUGGCGUAUUCGAUACAGUUCUGUUCAGUUGCUGGGCGACCUGCUUUUCAAGGUUUCUGGAGUCUCGGGUAAAAUGACCACAGACACUGCCCAUGAGGAUGACAACUUUGGUACUGAACAUUCACAAAAGGCUAUCAUUGACAUUUUGGGUGAAGAGAGACGCAAUCGUGUCUUAGCUGGAUUGUACAUGGGACGUUCUGAUGUUGCUGUGUUGGUAAGACAAGCUGCUCUUCAUGUUUGGAAGGUGGUGGUCACCAACACACCAAAGACACUGCGUGAGAUUCUUCCAACAUUAUUCUCUCUUCUCCUUGGUCAUCUCGCAUCCACUAGUUAUGACAAGAGACAGGUUGCAGCACGUACCCUAGGUGACCUUGUUCGUAAGUUGGGUGAACGUGUUUUGCCAGAAAUCAUCCCCAUUCUUGAAAAAGGCUUGAGUUCCCCUGAAGCAGAUCAACGGCAGGGUGUGUGCAUUGGGCUUUCUGAAAUCAUGGCUUCAACAAGCAAAGAUAUGGUUUUAUGUUUUGCUGAUAACUUGGUCCCAACUGUCAGACGAGCACUGUGUGAUCCUUUGUCUUCUGUCCGGCAAGCUGCUGCUCAGACCUUUGAUUCAUUGCAUUCAACUGUAGGAUUCAGAGCAUUAGAAGACAUCUUACCCCACCUUCUGAAUCAGUUAGAAAAUGAAGAUGAAACUAGGGAAUAUGCUUUAGAUGGCUUGAAACAGGUCAUGGCUAUUAAGAGUCGUGUUGUUUUACCUUACCUGGUGCCACAACUUACUACACCACCAGUUAACACCCAAGCUCUGUGUAUUCUGGCUUCAGUAGCUGGUGAUACCUUAACUCGUCAUCUUAGUAAGAUCUUGACUGCAUUGCUUGGAGCGCUUAGUGAUACAGCUGGCACACCAGAAUAUGAUGAGGCACUAAAUCAUUGUCAGGGUGUUGUCCUAGCUGUUACAGAUGAAGCAGGGGUCAAUACUAUUGUUGAUGAACUUCUGCAGCAUUCAAAGAGCAAUAACUUGGGGGUAUCAAGAGCAGCAGUUGCCAUUCUCUUUGCAUUUUGCUCUAACACCCGGGCAGACUACAGUAAUUAUGUGCCUCAGCUUUUGCGUGGCCUUAUUCAGCUAUUCACUCUCACUGAUGAAGAAAUGCUUAAAACAUCAUGGAAUGCCCUUAAUGCUGUGACCAAGAGUUUAGAUCCAACCGAUCAGCGGGCACUUGUGUCUGAUGUUCGUCAAGCUGUAAAGUUUGCAGCAUCAGACCUCAAAGGGGACCAGUUAAUGCCUGGAUUUUGUUUGCCAAAAGGAAUUCAGCCAAUUUUGCCUAUAUUCCGAGAAGCUGUUUUGAAUGGUGAACCAGAGCUCAAGGAAGCAGCAUCUAAUGGUUUGACUGAAGUUAUUAGACUCACAAGCUCAGAUGCUUUAAAACCAUCUGUUGUUCAUGUGACUGGGCCUCUUAUUCGAAUUCUUGGAGACAGAUUUGCUUGGAAUGUUAAAGUAGCUGUCCUUGAUACGCUUGCACUACUAUUGGCAAAGACUGGGGUAAUGCUUAAACCAUUCCUGCCACAGCUCCAGACAACCUUCGUCAAGGCUGUACAUGAUCCUCACAGAGGUGUUCGGUUACGAGCAGGUGCAGCAUUAGCUCACCUAAUUACUAUUCAUACGAAACCUGAUCCACUUUUCACAGAACUUCAUAAUGCUGUGAAAACUGCUGAUGAUACUGCUGUUAGGGAUACAAUGAUUCAAGCAUUGAGAUGUGUUGUACAGCCAGCUGGAGACAAGAUGAGUGAUAGUGUAAGGAAAGGCAUGAUUGUCACAUUAGGGUCUCUCCUUUCCCAUGAUGAUGAUUCAACAAGACUUUGUGCAGCAGGAGCGAUGGGGGUGCUCCUACCCUGGUUGACUAGUGAUGAACUGCGAUCAGUUCUCACACAGCAUGUAUUAGAGGAUAAUUCUAAUGCUGACUGGACUGUCCGUCAUGGGAGAUCAGCUGCUCUCUUCUCAGCACUAAAGUCUGCUCCAUCAAAGGUCUUAGAUGUAGCAACAGUUGACCAGAUAUCUUCAACAUUGUUGUCAUACUUGUCAUCAGACAGAGUUGCACUUGUAGAAAAUGGUAUGGGUGGUGUAGGAUUUUUCAUGUGCCAUCAGCUUGCAAAAGGGGAGGGAGUGCCUCCUCCACUUGCUCAGCAGUUUGCCAAACUCAUUAAUCACAGUGCAAAUGAAGUAAAGCAAGCAAUGUGUCGAGCGUGUCAAUUUACCGCUGAAACUUUAUCAAAAUCUAAUGGCAGCCAGCUCCCUCCUGAAAUAGCAAGGCUUGUUCUUCCCAUGUUGGUCAAUGGCACAAAGGAGAAGAACCAAGUAGUUAGAUCUUCAGCUGAAAUGGCUCUCAUUGCUAUUUUAUUGCUUAAAGAGGGAGACCAAGGAUCACAGCCAAUGUUGAAUGCUCUAGAUGGUAGUCCAAGAGAUGUCUUGAAAGAAGUAAUUAACAAAAAUCUGCGGCGAGCAACAUACAUACCAGUAACACCAACAGAAAUGGAUACCACGCUACUUACCUGAUCAGAUGGCCUUCUUCAAGAUGCAAGAUCACGCUGGUGCUCCAAACUUCACCUGGCCUUUAUUUGGGAAGGCAGUGAUGUUUAUUUGUUGAAAUUUUUCAUGUUUUCUUCAGUGUGUUCUGUUUUUUUUAUAUAUAUAUGAUUCACAUUUGUUGACUUUUUAUACAACCCUCAUUUUUUUUUCUUCCAUUUUGAAAAUACAACCCACAUUUUUUUUCUUGCAUUUUAAAAUGGGACACAAAACUAGUGCCUGCCACUUGGGUUAUUCUCACUACACAGUGUGCUCUUUUUACAUGUCAAGGUUUAUUCAUCAGUCCUGCUGCUCAUUCACAGGUGACAAAUGUAGUCAUAAUCUAAUUUCUGAAAAAUUAUUUAGACAUUUGUGCCUAUACAGUGUACUAGCAUUUCAAGUUCAUUCUUGCCUUGUGCUUAUGAAGCAGUGCAGUAUUCAAAAUUAAUGUCAUUUUUGUUUUAUUUGGUCUCAUUUUUUUGCAUUGGUUGGGGAGCUUGUAUUGUUUCCAGUCUUGUGACUUUUAUGGUAUAAAUAUAUAUAGUUUUUCAUUCAUAAUUUUAAUAUUAAAAAAUUUGGCUUAAAGCUUUUGAAUAUUUUGAUUGUUCUACACAAAGGAGGCAACUAAGCAAGUAAUUAAGGUCUCAUCAUUUGAUCUACCUAAUUCAUUUUAAACAACCUUAGCUUUGAAUCUGGAUUAGCAUAGUUUAAAAAGACCAAGAAAUGGUUGGCCAAAAGCUAACAGUUGAAAAAGUGCCUGUUGGCAUUGUAGUGGAAAGAACAAAAGAAUUAAAUUUUUGCAAUUAAAGUUGACUUUGGUUUAUAACCCAAAAUUUAAAUUUAAUAGAAAAGCAGAGAUGGCUAAUUUGAUGAGUUAAUGAAUUUUAUAAUAUUAUUGCAGUAUGUUUUGUGAUUAGUAAGUAGUUAAGCAUAAAUUCUGUGAAAUUUUUUAAGGUGAUUGGAAAUGGGUUCUGAUAAACAUCUGGUUUUCUUAAUACAUUGUAUAUAAAAGAUACUGCACUAAUAACGAUAAUAAAUGGUAAAUGAUACCAAAGUCUACAUUAUUUACAGAUCAUGAAGACUUUAGAAAAUAUAAACUUUAUGAAAUGAGAGCAGUGAAGAGCUAAGUAUUGCAAAUAAACCUUAAUGUAUUUGAGUAUGCUGUAUUUUAAGUGUUAAUUUAUACAUCUAUUCCAUACCAAAAUGAAAAUGUGUGUAGUGAUCUUCGUAACAGUAUUUUCCAGACACAAAUUUUGCAAUAGUUUACUAAGGUAACGUCUGUUGUACAUUUGUAUAUUCAAUUCUGCAUUGAAACAUAGGGUAUUGCUUCUACUUUAGAUAUGGUAAAUAAUUGGAAUACAGAAAAUGUAAAGGGAAAAAAAAUUAGGAUAAGUCUGUGAUGUUGACAAGAGACAUACGAAUGAAUUACAUAACUGAAGGCAGGGUUUCUUGUUAUUGAAAUGCUAAAAUCAUUUUUGCAUUUGGGGAAUAUUCAUCCUUAUCCUAAUGAAUACAGAUAUAGAGAUUAUAUUUUAUGUAAUUUACAGUUUACAAGGAGAAAUUUUUUGAUCUUUUUCUACAAAUGACUUUUGUACUGUCUCCUUACAUUUUCCAAUAUAACUAUAAAGGCUAAAUUUACAGGCAAGGGUUUAAGCUCUUCUGCCUUUGUAUUUGAGUACCUCGUGAGUUGUCAUGGCCAAUGGAUGUCUAAGGAAGUGAUUGAGUUUCCUUUUAGCAACCAAACAGGGUAAAACUCCCAUCCCUUGAGAAAUGGUAAAGGUUUAAAUGGAGAGAGAGAGAAAUUGUGUACUCCAUAUUAGAUAAAAUCUUUUUUUGCAAUAUCAUAACUAAAUAAACAGAUUUAUUUAUGUGUACAA